UUAAUUUUCAUUAUUUUGCAAACAUUCAACAUUUUUUUUUCAGAGUAGAUUUAGGUAGAACUGAAGUUAAUUUUCUGGCAAUUCAGUUUCAACGUCAACCAAGGAUCUCAAUUGUCAACGUCAACCUCAAAUGUCAAAUGUUGAUAAGUCACACAGUUAUGAAAUGAUUUCAGAAUUACAUUUCAGUCUUAGUUUAUUAUUUAAUGUGUUACAACCGAAGAAAAUUCAAUUCAAAUUACUUUAUAAAGUCAUUGUUGCUAGUCCUUAUAAAUACUUAAUAUAUUAGUCAAAGGAAAUAUGUCACUUAGAUUUAAGUCGACCGAGCUACAGUGCUUCAAUUGGUUUUAUAAUAUCUCACCAUGUUUUCCAGUAAACAGUAGUAAAGUGAAUAUAAUAACGGAUCCAGGGAAAUUUUAUGAUACAUUGUGUGAAAGAUUUAAAAAUGCCAAUCGUCGCAUAUCAGUUGCUAGUUUGUACAUUGGUACAGGGGACUUGGAAAAGAAAUUACUGGAUAUUACACGGGAAAAUCUUAUGUCAAAUAAAACAUUAAAAUUGGAUGUCUUGUUGGAUUAUCAGCGAGGUACUCGCGGGGAAGUUAAUUCUCGUAGUAUGGUGCAAGAAUUAGUGAAAGUUGCUCAAGAUCAGUGUAAAUUGUCCUUAUACCAGACACCUCGUCUUCAAGGCUCCUGGUCCAAACUUCUACCUGCUCGUUAUAAUGAAAUUCUAGGACUACAACACAUGAAAUUAUACAUUACUGAUGAUUCAAUAUUAUUGAGUGGUGCCAAUUGCUCAAAUGAUUAUUUUCAAAAAAGACAAGAUCGCUAUAUUGAAAUUGAAGAUGUAGAUCUUGCAAAUUUUUAUCAAGAACUCAUAGAUGAAGUUACAAAGUUUAGUAAACAAGAUUGUAGUAAAAAUGAGACACAGUAUUCUAAGGAAACAUUAAUUAAGGAUGUUAACAAAAACAUUGUAAGCUUAAUUGACAAGUGGAAAAAGAAGCAAACUGUGAAGUUGUCUUCAGCUAAUGAUGGUACAAAGGACACAUGGGUGUUUCCUUUAAUACAGAUGGGAGAAUUUGACAUCACUCAAGAUGAAGAUGCAACCUGUAACAUUCUCUCCUCAGCACCCAAAGGAUCUUAUCUCCGAUUGGCUACUGGUUACUUUAAUUUAACUGAAAAUUAUGCCAAUACUUUGUUAAAGAUUUGCAAGGCUAAUAUCAGUUUAUUAAUGGCACAUCCAAAUGCAAAUGGGUUUUUAGGAGCAGCAGGUCCAGCUGGUGGUAUUCCGCAUGCAUAUUCAUUAAUCGCUCAAAAGUUUUGGGAAAGAGUUGUUGAUACCAAUCAAGCAAGUAGGAUACUAAUGCUGGAGUAUGAGAGACCAGAAUGGACUUUUCAUGCUAAAGGAUUAUGGUACUACCCACCUGGCAGCAGCCGGCCUUGGGCGACAGUGAUUGGGUCUGCUAACCUCGGCGAGCGCUCAGUGAAGAGAGACCUCGAGGCGCAGGCAGCCAUAUUUACCAUAUCACCUCAGUUACAGGAGAGGCUGCACAAGGAGUGUGAGAUGUUGCACCGGCACGCAGCAGAGUGCGGAGCGGCGCUGCAGAGCCGGCAGACACCGCUGUGGGUGCAGGCCACUGUCAGCUUGUUUAGAACAUACUUCUAGUGUGCAAUCAAAAAUAAAAUUUCUUUCCCACUCAUGCCUGUGUAUAGUACACAAAACAGUAUAAUUUAGCAUGUGUAUUAUUGUAAAGUGACAUUGCAAGAAAAUGGGUAGGAAAUAAUUGUUCUUAACUGUACAUGCCUGUCACCUACUCACCUUUCGAGUUUAAUUCAAUACCCGAAUAUUACAGUACUAUUUAUUUAAAAAGCAUAAGCUUUUGCAAUUAGAUACACAAACUAUGUGAGAGGUAACUUAAGUGCGCAAUAAAUUUUCGUAAAUGUGACAAAUAAAAAUAAAAUUGACUUGUAGCAUUAAAAAAGUACAAAUUUUUACUGUGAUUUUUUUUUCUAGGUACAUUAUAUUUGAUAAAAAAUUCUUUGAGUUUAGUGUACAUGACUUUAAUUGGCCUUGGAAUGUUAAAUACAUUUGGUUCGUUUUUCCAAUUCAAGACUUUUGUUUACACAUAUUUUAAGUAGACUUUUGUUUAAAUUUAUAUUGGUUUAAGU
This is a messenger RNA of Papilio xuthus (Asian swallowtail), 2162 nucleotides long. It is a transcript of the gene PGS1, whose product is annotated as Phosphatidylglycerophosphate synthase 1. Gene Ontology annotation, cellular component: mitochondrion. The transcript has 7 exons. Gene Ontology annotation, molecular function: CDP-diacylglycerol-glycerol-3-phosphate 3-phosphatidyltransferase activity. Lineage: Eukaryota; Metazoa; Arthropoda; Insecta; Lepidoptera; Papilionidae. The record is from RefSeq and is a predicted model, not a curated record. Gene Ontology annotation, biological process: cardiolipin biosynthetic process. The coding region runs from base 298 to 1659 and encodes 453 amino acids.